CGCCCCCUCAGGCGGGUCUCGCGCCCCUCCCCUCAGGUGCCCCCGCGCCCCGCCCGGGCCGCCAUGGCAGCCCCGCCCAAGCGCGGGCGGCACGGCAGCCGCGUCAAGAAGGUCGCCGUGGAGGGCAACAUCGCUGCCGGGAAAUCCACCUUUGUGAAUAUUCUGAAACAAGCCAGUGAGGAGUGGGAAGUGGUUCCCGAGCCCAUAGCUAGAUGGUGCAAUGUCCAGCAAAACCCUGGAGAUGAUUGUGAGGAGCUGACCACGUCCCAGCAGAGUGGUGGGAACGUGCUGCGGAUGAUGUACGAGAAGCCGGAUAGGUGGGCUUUCACCUUCCAGACGUACGCGUGUCUCAGCAGGAUCCGGGCUCAGCUCAGCGCCCUCGAGGGCAAACUCCAGGACACGGAGAAUCCUGUGGUCUUCUUCGAGCGGUCUGUCUACAGCGACAGGUACAUCUUUGCAGCUAAUUUAUAUGAGACUGAUUGCAUGAACGAGACCGAGUGGACUAUUUACCAAGACUGGCAUGACUGGAUGAAUAAGCAGUUUGGUUCAAGGCUGGCGCUGGAUGGGAUCAUUUAUCUCAGAGCCACUCCUGAGAAAUGCUUGAAUAGGAUUUUCUUGCGAGGAAGAGAUGAGGAGCAAGAAAUCCCCAUUGAGUAUCUGGAGAAGCUUCACUACAAACACGAAAGUUGGCUGCAGCAUAGGACACUGCGAACAGAUUUCGACUAUCUACAGGAAAUUCCAGUUUUGACCCUAGAUGUUAAUGAAGACUUCAGAGGCAAAAAGGACAGAUACAAACACAUGAUCGAAAAGGUCAGAGAAUUUUUGAGCACAUUAUAAUCCUCUUUGAAGUGCAGACAGAGUCAAACCAUUCCAAACAUCUGUGCGAUCAAAGUCUCAAGUGCAGCUUCUGCUUUUAUAGGAGGCCUCUGGAGAGGCAGGACUCAAUCCUGGUGAUUUGACUGUGAGGAACAAAUAAACCUUGUGAACAGGGAAAUUACUAAAUAAAUCAGCACGUCUGUUCAGUAUUGUGUUAGGUGACACGCACAAAUUCUGAAGAGACAAGGAUUCUGAGCAUUCCCGAAUAUUGCACCAGUUUUUGAUCAGACUGAUGAGUUCUAGAGUAUUUUAUAGAUUUUUUUUAAAACUGAUUUUUUAUCCAGUUGCUAUUUAAUUGUUGAGAAGGUAGUGGAUUUUUAGAUCUCUUCAGUGGUUUUUAGUGGCAUUGACUUUUAAUGGAUGUCUUGUUCUGAGGAAGGAACAAGUGAGGACCAUUUUUGCUGCUACGGGAAUUUUAAUGUAACCUGGAGUUUUAUAUUUUAAGGUACAAAAAAAAUGCCAUCUGAUGAUUUUGGUAGAUGAAAUUCUUCACAAGAACACAUGAAUUGAAUGCAAAUACAGCUGAAAUUCUGUAGCUGUCAAAUGAGAUUUUAUAUUUGUUUUCAAUAUGCACUGCAAACUAGGAUUUUCAGAGGCUUUCUGUUCUCCAGCAUGUUUGUUUGUUGGGUUUUGUUACCCUUUUUUGAAGCUUUUAAUCAAACUGAGCUGUUUUUGUUGUCGGUAAACCCUCUUCUCCUGGAGAGGAAUAUGUUUGCUUGCCGGGUACCCUAAUAGGAAGAAGAACAUUUUCCAAAUGGCCUCCAUCUGUGAAUGAUGUGUUUAGAAACCAUCCCAUGAUCGCAUUUGGGAUGUCAGAGGUGGCUUCCUGCCUUUGUUCCAGCUGCUCCAUGAGUUCCCUGGGCCUUCUGGGUGCUUAUACCAGAUGCUGCGCUAUUUGAAGUAGGCUGUCACGUCUCAACUGCUGCGAGUCAGAAGGGGACACCUGUGUGGGGUGGCCGCUGCUCUGUGUUGUGCUGACUGAGCCUCUUGUUCCAGGUGCAGAAAAUACAGACUUGUCAGGGUGCGCCUCUCAGGUGCUGGGUUUUGUGAGCUGCGUUGUUCUGCUUUAAACGAUUCUGAGCGCACAGCUGGCUUUUGAAGGCAAAACUGUAUAUUGCAAAGCAUUUUAUUGCCUACCUUGGUGCCGCUGUUACCUGCUCGUCGGACAUGGGAUUUCUUCCUUCGUGGCUGGAAUUGUGCUGGCAUUCUCUAACCAUUGGCUGAAAAAUAAAAGUGGUUGGAAAGACUGUUUCAGUGCCUAAUAGUGUUGGGUCUCUUGUCUUAUGAAAGAAGUAAUAUUGUGGAUUGGUGGUGUGUAAUACUGGUACAAUGGAUGAACUGAAGGUUGUGGAUUCUCGGUGAAUUUGGUGUAAAAAGUUACCAAAGAUUUCUGAGAAACUGUGACUGGCUUUAAAUGUUUUUUCGUGUGUGGGAAAAGAACUUAAGGGAUAGAGACACGGAAUUACAUAAAAUGCAUCAUAUGUGUAACAGUGCUCGGUACAAUGUGUUGUAUAAUAUUUGUGUUGUAGUGGAAAGUAGAAGGAGUCUGGCAGAAAAUCUUGUGUGGGACUUAAAGGUUGCCCAGUGAAAGGAAAGAUUUUAAGAUCUUUGCUCCAGAAAGGAAGUGAGGUGGAAUGGAUGAAAAUUCAGUUCAGAUUUACUUGAAACACAUAGUAGAAGCUUUUAAAACAUUCUUGGCAAGAGUCUGAACAGUAACAACUUAUUUGGACUAACAGUGCAAUUAUUCCUACAGUUUCAGCUGUCAAAAUUGUAGAUUUAAUUACAGGAAUUGGAAUGACAGUGCUCGUUGCAAGGAAGUAAACAUGUCUGAGUUCUAAUAAAGGCUUCUUUUGAAACCCAUCACAGAGAGCACACAGAAAUUCUGUGGCAGGUUAUCUGCAGCCUGUUCCAGAAAGCUUUACAAAAUCUCUGCCUGCCAAGUUUGGGUUGGAAGGAGCGAAGUCAUGACCAAUUAUUAGAAUGUUUUUAAUUGGUGUGCAGAGAAAAACAAUGCCAAACCCCAAACACACACCCCACCGGCCCCCCGAGCUUCUGGGGGCUCUGGAAGUGGCUAGGCUGGAGCACAUGGAGCUGUAUGUAGGACACACGGCACUAGGGAUGGCCUGAGACUCGCCUUAAACCUCAGCUCCAACAGUACCUCAGCCAUCUGAAUCUGUCAGUAUUUCCUUGGCUUAAAUCUAUUCCCAGGCUACCACCAACCAGGAUUG
Molecule: messenger RNA, 3104 nt
Organism: Myiozetetes cayanensis
Lineage: Eukaryota; Metazoa; Chordata; Aves; Passeriformes; Tyrannidae
Gene: DCK
Product: deoxycytidine kinase
Exons: 7
Coding region: 64-837 (257 amino acids)
Biological process (GO): nucleobase-containing compound metabolic process
Cellular component (GO): mitochondrion; cytoplasm
Molecular function (GO): deoxycytidine kinase activity; ATP binding
Source: RefSeq, a predicted model, not a curated record